AUGCUUCGACAACUCCGUUUGAUGGCCUUGAACUACGAACCCAGCCAGCCAUGGAAUGGAGUCUUCCGCGCGGCCGCCCGGGACCGGGAGUAUUGGGAUCGCCAUGUGCGCGAGCCGGCCCUGCUCUUUCGCACGGCCGGAAAGCAUAAGGAGCAGCCGGGCGGAACCGGGUCCCUGACUGACUUGACCCAGGAAAAGCCCAAGCCGAGGGGCACAAGAAAGUCCCAAAAGGAGAGGCUCAAGGCCCAAUUGGCCAAGGCCCUGGCCGGACGACCGACGGAGUCAGGACAGGGGCAACCGUCCACGGGAGGCACCGGAGACCCGACCGGCAAAGCGAAGGGCCGAGGGGCCAAGAGAGACAACAGAGGCCGGGAUGUGGCAAGGGGGCCACCCCCUGACCAGCCGGCCAACCCCGGGCUGAGAAGCCCGGUGCCCGGCCCGGUGCACAGCCUCACCCGGGACCGGAAAAAGAAGGGGGCACCACAGGAGGACGAGGCGUAUCCGGGAGGCAUGCGCAAUCCCAGGAGAGCCAUCCGGGAGGCCCCUAGAUGGCAAGCUUGGGGAGCCAAAGCAUCAGCGGCGCUGGAUGAAGUGCUGGCCGACUCUCCCGAGGCAUUCGCCUUGGCAGAGGGCAUCGGUGCUGAAAUGACGCCGGAAGAGGCUUUGGAGGCCCAGGAAACAUUGCAGGCGCUGGGCAAGCGAGCCGCGCGUGCCCUAGCGGAAGCCACAGGAAAAGGGAAUACAUGGGAGCCCACCGGCCCCACUGGAUGGAGAUGGGCGCUGGUCCAGGCCAUCACAGAAGGAGCAGGGGACCUGGACCACGACGUCGCGCGCUGGCUACAAGGGCGCACACCGCUAGGGAUCUCGGAACCCAUCGAGCCGCGCGGUAUCUUUCCGCCGGCUCAGCCUACGAAGGCGCAGCUGGAAAGUGCGGAGUACCUUGCUACGCGCGGGGAUGAGGUCACAGUCGAGAGAAAUUACUUCCAUUUCCACGAGAAGGAGUCGUGUGUGGAGCUGGAUCGGCUGGUAAAGGAGGGACACCUGGAGAUCGUGGGCACCUGGGAGCAGGUGACGGCCAGGUGGCCCAAAGCCAAGCUGGCGACCCUGGUCAAGGAAAGGGGAGAUGGGAGCAUCAAGACCCGAUUCGUCGCAGAUAUGCGGCGGUCCGGAAUCAAUGGCCUCGCGUCAGCGAGCGAGCGAAUCGUACUCCCAAGAGCCUGCGACGUCGUGCGGGACGCACUCGACCUACUGGAAGGCAACGCCGGCCUGGAAUUCUUCUCAGCCGAUUUUUCGGAUGCAUUCUUGAAUCUGGCCAUCGCCGAGGAAGAAAGGGGUUAUGCCGUUGUCCGAACAGCCAGUGGCGACUAUGCGGCAUAUAAGGGCGUGCCGUUUGGGCUCGCCACAGCACCCCUAGUGUGGGGGCGAACCGCAGCCUGGAUCGGACGGGCAACCCAAGCCCUUUCACAAGAGUGGCGAUCCCGCACACACAUCUAUGUAGAUGACCCCAUAUGCAUCGUGCGUGGGGACCGGGCAUCCCGAACCUUCGUCAUCGCCAAGGUUCUGGCAUUCUGGGCCGCCCUUGGAGCCCGGAUAGCCCUGCACAAGGCGGCACGCGGGCAAGCAGUCAAAUGGAUCGGGGCGGUUUUCACCGUAAUCCCCGGGGGCGUGCAGGUCGCCGUCGAUUCGGAGCGCAUUGCCCGGCUGCAGGACACGGUGCGUCAAGGCCUGGAGACAGCCGGCCUAGUCCAGGGCAUGCGCAGUUUGGCCGGGGAGCUGAGCUGGAUAGCCGGCAUAGUUCCGACCAUCAGGCCGUUUGCCAACAUGAUUUGGGCGGCUACCUACGCUAUGGAAAGGCAGGACUGUAGGGCCAAGAAGGGCCUCUCCAGGGCACGCAUUCGGCCCAGGGACGCAGUCUUUACCAAAAUGGUACGACUACCGUUGAAAUGGCUGCAACGAUUUCUGCAGGGAGAGCACGGAGGAUUGCGGCGAGUGCGUUUGAUCUGGGACAGGUUUGCCUUCCCACAGUGGUAUGUGCGCACAGAUGCUUCCACAUCCGGGCUGGGCGGCAUCCUCUUGGAUGCUAAGGGUAACCCAGUCCGGUGGUGGGCAUCACCUCGCAAUCACAGCCGGAGAGCCGGGUCUGAUGACGACCUACGAGCAAACCUGGUGGCUGCCGAGCUUGCACUGCGCACCGAGCAGCUAGGAAUCGAAUCCAUUCUAGGACAGCAUUGGGCCAAUUCCAUCAACAUUGAGGCCGACGCACUGUCCCGUUUAGCGGAAGGGAAGCAGAUACCAAAGCGGUUGCUGCCCCUUCCCCGCGAUUUUGUGCCAGAGGGGCCGCUCUUUCUCCUCUCCGAAGUCUUCAGUGACCCUCGGCUGGCACUUUGGCAAUGGCCGCGGGGGGUCGUUGGGGCAGCGGCCUGGAAAUGGAAGGCAGUGGGACUCACUGCCUCCCAGGUUCGCUCCCUCCGACGUGCACUCCCUUCCGGACCGCGACCAAGUCAGGGGGCAGCAGCAGCUCUCGCUGCCGGGCGGUCCGGACCAGGGCACGUGGCGGCGCCGCCAUGCAGGGCGACGCAGGGGGCCGAGCGGCUCACGAAGUCGGAAGAACGGAACAGAGAAGGCGGCGGCCCGGAUGACCGUGGAGGGCAGACGUGGCCACGCACCGGCCCCGCAGAUGCCUUCACCCAUGGUGGGAGGAAGCGAGGCGACCGUGCCGGGCAAUUACGCCUCAGCACCGAAUGGAGUCGCGGCAAGAGGGCGUGCCGCCAUGCGGCAGACACCAGCGCGGGCCACAGGUGCGGUGGCCCAGGCCGAUGCAAGGUCUGGAAGCUGACGGAUUUGGACACGACGGACGGUCUCCGCGACUUCCUGGGUCUCCCGUGCAACGAAGGGGCAGGGGAAGGAUCCGCGACCACACCGCCCCCAGUCAACUCGGAACGCAGCGACAAGGGGCGGAAGGAACCGGCAGGGCCGCCCGAGAAAGGGGUCAGGCGUGAACCGGAUCGGAGCGACAGCGAGGACGACCCGGAAGAAAGCCCGCCGCCAAGGGACUUCGGCGACAAGCUCGGGUUGCCUGAUUACGGCCCCAUCUGCUGCGGCUGCGGGAUGGGCAGUUGUCGCGGCAUCCAGCACCGGCAGGCCCUGGACUAUUCCACCAUGAUCACUCGCCGCGCAGGGGGGGCAGGCAGCCCGCGCAUAGCCAUUUGCCUGGCCCCGGCCAGGAACGGCGCCAUCAGGCCGACAGGCACCGACCGCCGGCUGUGCGGGCACACCCCGUGUGAGCGGUGCGUGGUGUGGGUGCGGGGGUCGCCGAUGUGCCCCUGCUGCGCAAACCGAGCUAUGGCCUAUGGGUCGCAGCUGCAAGGAGCUGGGCCGCUCCCGCCGCUGGAUGCAAGGAACAGGCAAGCAGUCCCGGAGGGCGGGGCGGGGAAGCCACCACCAGCGAGCGGACAGGGCAGGGAUCGACGGGUGGGCCUGAUCAGCCGCGGCGAGGCGCCGGCGAGGGCCCGGAGCCGGACGCCGGUGGCGAGGACGGCCUCACCCCGCAGACCGGCCUCACCGGAUGGAAGGACCGGGGGCGAGGAAUCGGGCCCGCCCGAGGAGGCGGCACCACGAAGAACCGCGGAAGCGAGCCCCGGGGCACCCAGACCGGCCUCUCCGGCUAGACGGGCCAGGGACGAGGAACGGAGCCCGCGUGGAGCAGAGAGGCCACGGAAUAACAUGGAAUCAAGCGAAGAAGAGGAGGUCACGGACGAGGAGGAGGACAGGGAAGGCCUCUAUCGCAACAUCGCGGGAUCCAAAGGAGAUUGGGCAGAGAGGCCAGAACGCGCAGGGGGCGACUGGGAAAGUCACCAUCGGCGGGAAUGCAUGAACCCGCACUGCAACCGGCCGGCCCGGGGAUCGGACGAGAUCUGCUGCGGUCGUUGCACCGAAACACAGGGCCGGGAGCACUCCUUCAACUGUAAUGCCCGCACCGUAUACGGUGACGACAAGAGGCGGUCGGGCCGGCCGUGGGGCGGAGGCGACGGGGGGAACGGCCCACCGGACCGCGGCGACCCGAACAGGCGCCGGGGAAGCGGAGGCGGCAAACCCAGCAAGAAGCCGAGCAAGGCCGCCAGGGACAGGGAACGCAACCUCUUCCGGAAAGGGGGCAAAGGAAAGGGGGGUCGUUCUCACCUGCAACUGACUUUUGGAAAAGCACUGAAGCUAGCUGAACAGGAGCUGGUCCGGGUCGAGCCGGACGGGCGCAAGCUCAACCCGGAGCUACUCAAGGCAGGCACUGCCGUCGCCCUCCACGUCCGAAAGUCCAAAACGGACCAAGAGGGGGCAGGCGAGCUCGUCGCGCGGGCCUGCACGUGCGAGGCGCUUGAGGCACGGCCCUGGUGCCCGGCCCACACCGCAUGGAACCAUGCCCGCAAGCGCAUGGGCUCCCUUAGGGAAAAGGGAGGACGCGCGCCGGGAGCCCCGCUGUUCACGGACGCGGACGGGCACCGCCUGACCCAGAAGACCGUCACAGAGGCCAUCGAAUACGCGGCCGCAAGGGACGGGCAGGAGAUACGUAAGGACGGGUGGGCAUGCUUCGGGUCGCACAGCCUACGGGUCGCCGGGGCAAUUGCGGCCUUUGAGGCCGGGCUCCAGGAGGAGACAGUGAAGGCGCUGGGACGCUGGACCUCCACCAAGGCGAUGUAUGCCUACCUGAGGGGUACACCAUACACGAAGGCAGCCUGGGCCUCCAAGCCCACGGCACAAGUUUUGAUGCGCAACGCCCGGAGCCGGACAGGACUGGAUCACGUGGUGUGGCUGGAGAUGGGCCGCCACCGGGGCAGCGGGGGCCUACACCUUGAAGGACGGGGCCGCAUGCACCCGGUGCUUUCGGCACGCCUGACGCCAGGGCGCGAAGAAGACUUCAAGGACGAAGAAACGCUGCAGCCCAGACCACCGCAGCACUCGUCUGGAAAAAGAGAGUGCAUGAUUGAGGGCGGUCGGGACGAAGAAACGCUGCAGCCCAGACCACCGCAGCACUCGUCUG
Messenger RNA from Cladocopium goreaui, 5032 nucleotides. The record is from the annotation of a GenBank genome assembly. NCBI's taxonomy places the organism in Eukaryota, Dinophyceae, Suessiales, Symbiodiniaceae.